Mandrillus leucophaeus (drill) is the source of this 1871-nucleotide messenger RNA. RefSeq names its product sorting nexin 31 (gene SNX31). Gene Ontology annotation, cellular component: early endosome. Lineage: Eukaryota; Metazoa; Chordata; Mammalia; Primates; Cercopithecidae. The transcript has 9 exons. The record is from RefSeq and is a predicted model, not a curated record. Gene Ontology annotation, molecular function: phosphatidylinositol binding. The annotation marks the transcript as partial. Gene Ontology annotation, biological process: intracellular protein transport.
GUGGCAUCACACAAAAUUGGACUGUGUCGGGAGCUCUUGGGCUACUUCGGCCUCUUUCUCAUUCGGUUUGGCAAGGAGGGCAAGCUCUCUGUUGUGAAAAAAUUGGCCGACUUUGAACUCCCUUAUGUUAGUCUUGGAAGUUCUGAAGUGGAAAACUGUAAGGUUGGACUCCGAAAGUGGUAUAUGGAUCCAUCCCUCGACUCCACGCUGAUGGACUGCAGGGCGGCCCUAGAUUUGCUCUACAUGCAGGCAAUACAGGACAUUGAAAAAGAGUGGGCCAAACCCACACAGGCGCAGAGGCAGAAAUUAGAAGCUUUCCAGAAAGAAGACAAUCAAACAAAGUUUUUGGAGCUGGCCCGGGAGGUACAGCACUAUGGAUACCUGCAGCUGGAUCCUUGUACCUGUGACUACCCAGAACCAGGCUCUGGAGCUGUUCUUUCUGUCGGCAAUAACGAGAUCAGCUGCUGCAUCACCCUGCCUGACAGCCAGACCCAGGAUGUCAUUUUCCAGAUGAGCAGGGUGAAGUGCUGGCAGGUCACUUUCCUUGGAACUCUGCUGGAUAUGGAUGGGCCCCAGAGAACUUUCAACCAGAACUUAGAGCUCAGAUUUCAAUACAGUGAGGAUAGUUGCUGGCAGUGGUUUGUUAUUUACACCAAACAGGCUUUUUUGCUGAGUAGCUGCUUGAAAAAGAUGAUCUCAGAAAAGAUGGUAAAGCUAGCUGCUAAGAAUCCAGAAAUGCAGAUUGAAGUUCCGGAACAAAGCAAAAGUAAAAAAUACCACAUUCAACAAAGCCAGCAGAAAGACUAUUCUAGUUUUCUAUCAAGAAAAAGCAAGAUUAAGAUAGCUAAAGAUGACUGUGUUUUUGGGAACAUAAAGGAAGAAGACCUCUGAAGAAAACUCUCAUAUUUUAAAAAUCCUUGGAGGCUAUCUUAAGACAGUGAAAGAACUUGGGGAUUCAGGUGGGCUACCUACCAUCAAUGGAGGAAAUUUGACCUCUUCCGAUUGUUUUGGCAUUAAGAUAGACUGUAUUCAUCAAGAUAUUAUACCACAGCACUCUAUGGAAAUCUCAAGAUUAGAAAAAAAGGAACCAUGUUAUAGAGUUAGUUUUUAUUUUAUUUUUGCACUUCGUCAUGACCGUAUAGAGUUUGUUUUUAAUGUCUCAUAAAUGACAAGUGGCAAAUUCAAAUCAACUCAUAUGAAGCUCAUUCUAUUUUUUCUCUAAAAUACAUGUUUAUGUGGCUUCAUGAAGUCCUUUAGGUGUUCUGGAUUUACAUAAAUGAAAGUCUCAUAAAAUAUCAUAAAUGUAUUUUGGGUCAAUUUCUAAAGAUGUGACUCUUCAAUGGAGGAAAAUAUGUCUCUAAGAAGUGGAAUCACUGAAAAAGAAACCUGGGUUUCUCUGAUCUAUCCACACAGAAUUAGAGCAAGGAGGUGAUGAGAUACUGAUUUGUUUCCUCACAGCAGUCUGAGCCUACCAAUAUGGAUGUAGUCAAAGUAAAAGGCUGCCCCGUUCUCUGCUUGACCAUUGUUAUGAUUGUAUUCUGUCCUUAGAGUACUGAAAGCAGUUCGAUAAUCAACAUGCUAUUUGGAAUGUUUUAAUUUGGAAAGCAGUAGGGCCCUGCACCUGAUAUCAGAUACCUUAUAAGUCUCUUAGCUUUAAAACUAUGUAUACUUUCUCACAAGGUUUUUCCUUAUCUAGCUUCAUUUCUCUCAUGGUAAUUAAUGUAAUUAUGUAUAGAAUUAAGACCACAAUAAAGGAGAUGAUCAGAGGAAUCUGUAUAGUGUAAUUAGAAAAAGUGCAAUAUUCUAAUGUUCUAACUGGGGUGUACACCUAAUUAUAUAAUAAAUACAAAAUAAUUCUAGUGAAUAUAAAA